AUAUGGCAAGUUCCUUUGCUUUGAGGACCUUUACUGCACUUGCAGAUCUGCAGCAAAAUAUGGCUAAUCUGAAAAUAAUCGGUAUAGUUAUUGGAAAAACAGAUGUCAAAGGCUUUCCAGACAGAAAAAAUAUUGGAUCCGAAAGAUACACUUUCAGUUUCACCAUUCGUGACUCACCAGCCUGUUUUGUAAAUGCAGCAUGCUGGGGUAAAGAAGAGUACAUCAGGCCACUUUCUGACAGUUUUAGGGUGGGUGACUGCGUGAUAAUAGAAAAUCCCCUGAUCCAAAGAAAGGAAUUAGAAAGAGAAGAAAAGUUCAGCCCAGGAACUCCAAGCAACUAUAAACUAUUGCUCAGUGAGAAUCACUCCAUGGUGAAAGUUUGUUCCAGUUAUGAAGUGGACGCCAAGUUACUUUCUUUGAUACACUUACCUGUUAAAGAGUCUCGUGAUUAUUAUUCAUUGGGUGAUGUCAUUGCAAACGGACACAGCCUUGCUGGGAGGAUUAUUAAUGUGCUUGCAGCUGUGCGAUGGGUUGGAGAGCCUAAACACUUUACAACUUCAGACCGAAGAAGAGGCCAGAGGUGUGAAGUUAAACUCUAUGAUGAAACAGAGCCUGCUUUUACAAUGAUCUGUUGGGAUAAUGAAUCCAUUCUGCUUGCACAGAGCUGGGUGCCACAAGAAACAGUAAUAUUUGCCUCAGAUGUAAGAAUAACUUUUGACAAAUUUCGAGACUGCAUGACAGCAACUGUAAUCUCAAAAACCAUUAUUACGACUAAUCCAGAUACUCCAGAAGCUAACAUCCUACUGAAUUAUAUAAGAGAGAAUAAAGAAACCAAUGUUAUGGCUGAUGAAAUUGACAGUGUUUUUAAAGAACCUGUAAAUUUGAAUUCAAUAGUGGAUGUCUAUACGGUAAAACAACUAAAGGAAAAAGCUUCAAAGAAUGAAGGGAAAGCAGACCCUUUCUAUGGCAUCCUUUAUGCUUUCAUUUCUACCCUCAGCAUUGAUGAUGGAACUACAAGAGUAGUUCGAAAUAGAUGUUCCAGCUGCGGUUAUAUUAUAAAUGAAACAUCCAACACUUGCUUAACUUGCAACAAAGAUUCUUUUCAGUUAAGGCCUGUUUCUCUCAGCUUUGACAUGCUGGUUGAUAUCACUGACCACACGGGAACCCUCCCUUCCUGUAGUCUCUCCGGAAGUGUUGCUGAGGAUACUUUGGGCUGCACGGCACAUCAAUUUCUUGCAAUGACGGAUGAACAGAAAACAGCACUGAAGUGGCAAUUUCUUUUGGAAAGAAGCAAAAUUUAUGUAAAAUUUGUUCUAUCGAGCAGAGCCAGGGGUGGGCUGAGAGUCAGCGUUCUGUCCUGUAAGCGCUCGGACCCUGUGGAGGCGAGCAGGAGCAUGCCUCAGGAAGCACAGCCUUGA
Messenger RNA from Dipodomys spectabilis (banner-tailed kangaroo rat), 1418 nucleotides. RefSeq names its product meiosis specific with OB-fold (gene Meiob). Lineage: Eukaryota; Metazoa; Chordata; Mammalia; Rodentia; Heteromyidae. The transcript has 13 exons. Gene Ontology annotation, molecular function: single-stranded DNA 3'-5' DNA exonuclease activity; single-stranded DNA binding. Gene Ontology annotation, biological process: resolution of meiotic recombination intermediates. Bases 3 to 1418 code for a protein of 471 amino acids. The record is from RefSeq and is a predicted model, not a curated record.